AUGAUGAACCAAUAUAUAAAAGAGUUAGAACAGGAUCCGUUCGAUCCUGAUGAAUUUGUGGAGAGAAUGGUGAGAAGGAGCAUGCAAGAGUCGCGUUUACAAGAUGACCAAUUUGAUCCUGAAAUGAUACAUGACAUUUUUACACAAGCCAUACAAGAUCUGAAGGUGUUACAAGAAAGACAGGAAAGGAAAUGUGCAAGACUGGAGCAAUCUGUACAGAGGAGGAGAAGCUAUAUGGUGCUAAACUAUCUGAAAUCAUGGAUCAACAUACUCAUUGUGUAGGAGUGUUCAGUGCUCUAGAUGAGCGUAUGUCGCGUUGUGGGGGGCGUGCCUUAGACGUCGGCGAGAAGUUGGGAGCUGCGCGUGCGCCGCGGGCGAGGGCUGCGGCCGCCAGGGAUCUGUUGUCACAUCUGUCACACUUCCUAAGCCCUGGACCUGUGUUAAUUGAUUUGUUCAAUGAUUCUAGCAAGUUAAACGAAGCAGCAGAUGUAAUACAGAAACUUCACACGAUCGCUCAAGAGUUGCCACCGGACAAAUUCGAAGUUGCCAAGAAGAAAAUAGAAGCGAAGUAUGAUGAAAUCGAAAGGAACCUUAUUGAAGAGUUUGUGAAGGCUCAGAAUCAGGGCAAUAUGACCAAGAUGAAGGAAAUAGCUAAUAUUAUGACCAACUUCAAGGGAUACUCGCAAUGUGUCGAUGCUUUAUUGAAACUAGUCAGAUGAACACACUACUGGGCAAGGACAUAUUCUCGGCAGUACUGCCUCUAUGCAAGAAGAACUACACCAUCAUCAGCAAUGUGUUCCCCAACCCUGACCAGGUGAUGAGCAAGUUUGUCCUGAACAUCUUCCACCUGAAGCUGCAAAAAUACAUCCAAACUAAACUCGCUGAUAAAAACGAUGUGGAGAAGUAUUUGAGGAAUCUGUAUGAUAUGUAUACUAGUACGCAGCGAGUAUGCGACGAGUUAGUACAAGCUGGUCUAGUGUCCGCAGAAGGUAAUACAACCACAGGCGACCUCCGUAGAGACGCGCUUGUCAAUGGUGCCAUGGCCGGCGCUAACGAUGGAUACGCGUCUUUAGAAAUACGAAGACUUAAAGCUUCGAUGUCCAACGCUUUGAACACAUACUAUACAGAGAAGCAACAUGUUAAAAAGCCUAUACAGGGUGGUGGGUUCCAAGAAUUAAGGCGUGAGCUUCAAGCACGGACGAAUAUCAAUAUAGCGCAGAUAGAAAACUACGGAGGAGAGACCUUCCUAAGCGAACAACUUGUUCAAAAGAUGAUCAGCGAUGCUAAGACUUCUUUUACGAGGUGCAAAACUCUGUGCACUUCAAACGAGCUGUCAGGCACCACUGUAGCAUUACUAGAAGUGGUAAUACAACACCUACUUAUUGAACACGUGGAUUACGCACUGGAUUUGGGCUUGCAGUCCAUUCCAAUAGCCGAUAGCAAGUCGCCACCACCACAGAUUUAUUUCUUCGACAUCGUGAAGCAAGCGAACAAAAUUGUCAGAAUGUUUGAAGAACAUUAUCAAGAAUCUGUUUUAACAUGUAUCACCCGGCCCCUGGCAACAGAUGGGAUAAAUUCUGCCAGGCAACGGAGAAGUUCAGCAACAAAACAGAAUGAUUGCAUGCAAAAGAAGACUGCUAUAAUGGAGCAGCUUGAGAACAAGCUGGAUGUGGGCUUGGAUCGGGCCAUUUCGGCUAUUGUAAGCUGGGUCAGGAUGCACCUUCAGAAUGAACAGAAGAAAACUGACUUCAAACCAGAAGGAGAUAUUGAUACGCUUGCAUCAGCGGCGUGUCUGGCAGUCGUGAAUUACCUGAACAACAUAAUGGAUAAGAUCCAUGGAGGUCUGGAAGGAGACAACCUUCACGCAGUCACCUUAGACUUAGCCGUCCGACUACACAGGAUCAUAUACGAGCAUCUACAGAACUACCAGUUCAAUUCUGCUGGUGCAAUGAUAGCUAUCUGCGACGUGAAGGAGUACCGCAGCGCAGUAUGCGGUCGCGGCGCGCGCGCAGCCCCGGCGCCCGCGCACUCUCUGUUCGACGCACUGCACGCACUCUGCAACCUACUGCUCGUCAAACCUGAAAACCUUCACCAAGUCUGCGAGGGUGAAACUCUUGCGGAAUUGGACCACUCGAUACUAAACAGCUUCAUUCAGCUUCGUGCGGACUACAAGAGCCACAAGCUGUCCAGCUUCCUCAAAGGACUUUCGUAA
Messenger RNA from Spodoptera littoralis (African cotton leafworm), 2212 nucleotides. Lineage: Eukaryota; Metazoa; Arthropoda; Insecta; Lepidoptera; Noctuidae. The record is from the annotation of a GenBank genome assembly.